Closterium sp. Yama58-4 is the source of this 1659-nucleotide messenger RNA. Lineage: Eukaryota; Viridiplantae; Streptophyta; Zygnematophyceae; Desmidiales; Closteriaceae. The record is from the annotation of a GenBank genome assembly.
AUGCAACAGCUGCCCGCCGCAGCGGUGAGCAUUUCAUGGCAUCUCAUCAUUUUCUACCUGUUUCUGGUUCACGCUGGUGCCAGUCUCGAGGGGGGGCAGGGGCUAUCAUUCCUGGAGGAGGUUGGCAUGGUGGCAAGGGCGCAGCACAAAAGCGUGGUGCGCAUCCUGGGCGCAUGCCAUGAGGGUCUAGAGCGCCUAGUGGUGUACGAGCACCUGCCCCCGCGCUCCUCCCUCUUCCACCGCUUGCACCGGUGCCGUGAUGAUGUGCUGUCUCUGGAGCAGCGGCUGAGAGUGGCUGUGGAGGUGGCGGAGGGACUGUGCUUUCUGCACUCGCAGCGCCCACCCAUCGUGCACCGCAACCUGAAGCCCGGGAAUAUCAUGGUUUCAGCGUCUGGCAUGCAGGCGAAGCUGGCGGAUCUGUGUUUUGCGCAGCUGUCGAGUGAGCGGCGUGGCAGUGUGGUGCCGAGGAGGGCGCAGGAGGAGGGGUACGUGGAUCCCGAGGUGGUGCUCAUGCCGCACCAGGCGCCACACACCAAGUCAGACGUCUUCAGCUACGGCGUGGUGCUACUGGAGCUGCUGACGGGGCGGCUGGCCAUCAUGCCCGACCAAGACGACCCGCACCAGCGCCUCAACAUCACCGACUGGGCCGUCCAUUACAUCAAAGAACACGAGGUGCAUCUAAUCACAGAUCCACGAAUCGCCAUUCCAGCGCACCUCCAGGCCUUCCAAGCACUGGGAGAGCUCGCAGUGGACUGUGUCAAGAUGCCGUCCCUGCGCCGCCCCACCAUGCCCACCGUGCUGCGCCGUCUGCUAGUCAUCAUCAAGCGCCGCUUCAGCCUGCGGGGGACCCCGCCUCCCGAUCCCACCUUCAGCGGGUUCUAUGCUGACGUGGCAGCAGAUGCGACGGGUGCUGCAGGGGAAGGUGGUGGUGCUGCGGCUGCUGCAGCAGCGGCUGCAGCGGUGGCAGCGGCGGCGGCGGGUGGGUGUUUUUUCAGUGGGGAGAUGCUGAACAGCCAGGAUUUAAACGAGGCUUUUUUCAGUGGGGAGAUGAGCGGGGAUUUGAGUGGGGACUAUGUGAGUAGCCAGGCGCACGCCUUCGCUAGUGCUGCUGGUAGUGGUAGUUUCGGAGCGGGUAGUGGUUCUGGUGCUCCAAUUCCAGGUCUGUCCGGGGAACUGGUGAGCAGGAGUGGGCUUAAGAGGGGUAGCAGGGGAGCGGAAGGGAGUGGUGCUGCUGUUGCAGGGUCGGCUAUAAGUGAGGGGGAUGAGGGCGAUGGGGUUGGGAGCAGAAGCAGAGGGAGCCGCGGAGCAGGGAGUGUCGGAGGCAGCAGUAGCAAGUCUGGUGGCGGUGAUGGUGGUGGUGUUGGAGGAGGAGCAGCAGUGCUGGUUUCUCUACCUGAGGAUUCGGGUAAAGCUGACAGAUCUAGUGGUGCAUUGUACGGUUUGCAGGUGUUGAGUGGGGAGAUAGCGGGUCCAGUGGAGCCCACCCUCUCGUCAGCGAGCUUGGCACGGGGAGUGGGGUAUGCAGGAGUGGUGCAUUCAGGGGAGCUGCGGUCUGGGGAGUUGUACAGUGGAGUGAGCAGCAGUGGGGAGAUUCCUUUCAGCUUUGGCUUGAGUGGACUGGACAGCGGGAAAGGCCUGAAGGAAGGAGGAAAGGAUUGA